Messenger RNA from Lottia gigantea (owl limpet), 533 nucleotides. RefSeq lists its product as hypothetical. Bases 12 to 533 code for a protein of 173 amino acids. The transcript is spliced from 4 exons. The record is from RefSeq and is a predicted model, not a curated record. Lineage: Eukaryota; Metazoa; Mollusca; Gastropoda; Lottiidae.
CUUCAUUAAAGAUGGCUCCUGUUUGGAAUUUUAGAAGAAAACCUAAAAAUAUUUUAUAUUCUUGUCAACUGAUUAUAUUGAUAUUAUCGGUAUUGAUAUAUAUCUGUCAUACAUCAGAAGAUGGAAUAAGUUAUUCUAAAAUAUUUUAUGUGGUUGGAAACUCUUUGAGAUUUAGUUUGAACUGUUCUAUAGUAUGUCAUCUGAUAGUAUUAGUUCUGACACUUGCCUAUACUCGCAUUACUUCAACAUUGGUGGAGUUUACUAUGAAUUGUAUUAAUGUAUUGUUAAUGAUAAUCAGCUCUAUAUUGUUAUGUGUUUCUAUCAAUCAGAUGUCAACAGUAUCAGCUAUACAGGAAGUUAAUCUAACAUUUCAGUAUUAUGAUGUUAAUAUAGCAUUUACUUUUAUGUGUAUGAUACUCCUUUGUGGAACAACAUGGUAUUCAUUUUUUGAAAUUAAAAAGAAGAGAUUGUUUGAUUUACCUAUAAAUGUUUCUCAUUCCAAUACUGAUUUACCAAGUGAUAUUCCUACCUGA